Molecule: messenger RNA, 1181 nt
Organism: Meloidogyne enterolobii
Lineage: Eukaryota; Metazoa; Nematoda; Chromadorea; Rhabditida; Meloidogynidae
Source: the annotation of a GenBank genome assembly
UUAGAGAAAGAGAAAGCUAGACACUUCGUUCUAGAAGUUUUUAGUCAUUUGAGUUUUCCAAAUAUUUUGCUGCCCAGAAUUCUCCUUUUAUUGAUGUCUUGGUUGAGUCAUUUAGAGUGUCUUAUAAUUAACAAACGAUUUUAGAAGAAUCUCUUUACUAGUUUUUUAUACUGGGCACUCAUUACUUAAAGUAAGAUACUAAUACCGAGACUCCCGAAAGCCUUAACGAAGAAUCAAAUUUAAUUUUCUCUCUCAAUUUUCAGACAUACGAGUAGGAUAUUUUACAUUUCUAACUUCAGACCGUUACUCAAAAGAUGCAGGAAGAACAAAGAGAUCAAAAAUCUUCAUUAUCAGCACAAAUUGAGGCUGCAUUAAAUGCUGGGGAUACUAGUGACAAUUCAAAUCAAGAAGAAAUUGUAGUUAGUAAAGACGAUUCUGCUAAUCGAAAGGAUGCUGGAGCUGAUGUUAAGGCUCAAAUUGGAGCGAUGUUGUCUAAUGAAGGUUGUCCAGUGACUGUUGAAAUUAUAUCGGUACGACAUGGGGACAAUGUGGAUGUUGAGCACGAUUAUGGAGAUGAGAGAGACGAUGAAUUAACUUUUGAUACCUCCCAUGAAGGGGCUGAAUACGAAACAGUAAGAACUUCAACAUCCAGAAACAAGCCUAUAAUACACCACAACAAUAUUCCUUACUUAUUUCAUCAGCUAAGCAAAAAUGGUUUGGUUAAAUUUUGGCGUUGUGAAGCUUUUAGCGGGCCUGAAAUCAAAUGCAAAGCCCGUAUCCAUACGGAUUUGGAUGAUGUGGUUAUUAAGGAAAUUGGAAGUCACAGCUGCGUGAAAGGAAAACGAGAUGCUGCAAAAUUUGGAACUCCUAAGGAUGAGGGUUCCACCUCAGUUGAUAGAACAUUACGAAGUGCAACCAAGCCAAAAACUGAACCUAAAAUUAAUGUUGAUGAUUAUGUGUCUUCUCCUGAACCUCCAAAAAAACGUUCUCGUCCUAAAGCAAACCUUCCACCUUCUGGUCCAGACGAUGUGAGGGGUUUGGAUAUUCCGAAUGGCUAUAAAAUUUAUGUGCGUCCAAAGGAAGGUGGGGCAGAAGGAGAGGUGGAGGAAGAACAAUUUUUGUUGGCUGAUUCGGGUGUUUAUGAAGAAAAUGGGGAUCAACGGUUAUUUUUUUGUUAAAUU